UAAUUUUGUUGUAAAAUAUAUUCUUGUGAAUUAGCAUAGCACUAAUAUGUUUUGUUGUGUUGUUGUGUUCUAUUUAUUUGGAUUUAUUGUCAUCGCAGGGGAUAAUUCUAUUACCGAUCCGACCAUAAUUAGAACUCAAGGGGAAUGGGACCUUGAAAACAGACAACCUUCUGGAAUACCAGCCCCAGAACCAACUAAAGGACCGAAUAACAUAAAAAUUGUAACGCCUCCUGUAGAAGAAAAUGGAUUUGCAAUAAACAUUCUAUGGAUUGGACUUGGCAUUGGAGUUUUCAUUGUAGUCGUCAUCAUUCAAACAAUAUGCAUUAUCAUCUACACCCGAAGAGUAAAAGUGGCACAUCGAACAAUUGAAGACAUCAUACAUUCCAAGGAAUUGAGACGUGAUGACAGCCAAGCGCGCUACAGUAAGACACCAGGAAAGGUGAACAAAAGUCUAGAAAGUGCCGAAGCGAGUCAUUAUGAGUCAUUGCCAGAAUUGGACAAGAUAAACAAAAAACCGCCUCCUCCCCCCAUAGAAACUUUACCUCGUUUUCAGCAUCCAAAUCCAUUACCAGAACUACUGGCUGUACCCAACUUCCACGGAAUACCACCACGAACAGGGCCAGCUAAUUAUUUCCAUCAAACAUCAAGCAUGCCAAGGAGUAAAGAACGGCUGCCCACGCCAAAAGAAUUUGUUUACGGUCGAGAUGUAAAGCCUCCGACAAGUAGAUCACCGAUGCCACUUCCACAUGAAGUUCCAACAGUUAAACCUUCAACUCUGCCAACCAGGUCUCGUAAGAACUCUCUUAAUGUCAGACCUAAAAACGUUUUGGCAGCCACAAUGGUACCAGUUACAGGAGAGAAUGCUGAAUUGCUGUCAAAAUUGAAACGUAGAGCAGCGAUGAAUGAAACCUCAUCUAGUUCGACGUUUAGUGUUUCACCACCAAUAUUUCCUAAGCCAGUUUCACAACAGACGAAAAAAAUUGCACGAACCCCAAGCCCAAAACUUACAAGGCCGAGAUAUGAAAAUGAUUCUGAUGAGGAAUGGACCAUCGAGCAUUUAAAACCGCUGAACUUGUACAAUGUUUAGGAAAAUAAAUUUUACUUUAUAAUAAUUUAUAAAUAAAUAUUCAUUACGGAUUAA
Nymphalis io (European peacock) is the source of this 1141-nucleotide messenger RNA. RefSeq lists its product as uncharacterized. NCBI's taxonomy places the organism in Eukaryota, Metazoa, Arthropoda, Insecta, Lepidoptera, Nymphalidae. The coding region runs from base 47 to 1087 and encodes 346 amino acids. The record is from RefSeq and is a predicted model, not a curated record. The transcript is spliced from 16 exons.